Solanum dulcamara is the source of this 942-nucleotide messenger RNA. RefSeq lists its product as uncharacterized. NCBI's taxonomy places the organism in Eukaryota, Viridiplantae, Streptophyta, Magnoliopsida, Solanales, Solanaceae. The coding region runs from base 1 to 942 and encodes 313 amino acids. The transcript has 2 exons. Gene Ontology annotation, molecular function: nucleic acid binding; zinc ion binding. The record is from RefSeq and is a predicted model, not a curated record.
AUGGAGGCAGAAUCAAGUUUUUCAGUAAUGACACCACUCGUUUUUAUUGGUGAUAACUAUCAGAUUUGGGCGGUAAGGAUGGAAACUUAUCUAGAUGCCAUGGAUAUGUGGGAGGCAGUCGAAGAGGAUUAUGAAGUUUCCCCGUUGCCUAACAAUCCUACAAUGGCCCAGAUCAAGAACCAUAAAGAUAAGAAAACCAGAAAAUCAAAGGCAGAGGCUUGUUUAUUUUCAGCAGUAACUUCUUCCAUUUUCACUCGAAUUAUGUCUCUAAAGUCAGCCAAUGACAUCUGGAUUAUCUCAAGGCAGAAUAUGCAGGGCAUGAAAGAAUCAGAGAAGAUGAAAGAAACUGAAACCAUCAAAGACUACUCUGAAAGGCUCUUGAACACAGCAAACAGGGUAAGAUUGCUUGGUUCCUUGUUCAAUAAUUCAUGUAUUGUAGAAAAAAUUCUGGUUACUGUGCCGGAAAGAUUUGAAGCAACUAUAACUACUUUGGAAAAUACUAAGGAUCUGUCCAAGAUCACCUUCGCAGAGUUGUUGAAUGCUUUGCAGGCUCAAGAACAACGAAGGGUUAUGAGAGAAGAAGGAAAUACUGAGGGAGCAUUAUUUGCCAAGACUCAAGAUGGAGGCAAAAACAGAGAGAAGAAGAACAAAAAGAAUGGUGAAGGCAUUCCAACGAGUACUACCAAAGGAAAAGUUGGAAACUCAAAGAAAAGUUAUCCUCCUUGUAAGCAUUGUAACAAGGAAUUCCAUCCACCAUACAAAUGUUGGAGAAGGCCUGAUGCUAAAUGUAGUAAAUGCCAGCAAUUUGGGCAUGAAGCUGUCAUUUGUAAGAACAAUGGUCGGCAACAGAAGCAGAGGCUCAGAUUGUUAAUGGAGAGAAAGAAGAUCAACUCUUUGUUGCUACAUGUUUUUCAAGAAGAUCAUAAAGCGAGUGUUGGUUGA